This is a messenger RNA of Strongylus vulgaris, 185 nucleotides long. The record is from the annotation of a GenBank genome assembly. Lineage: Eukaryota; Metazoa; Nematoda; Chromadorea; Rhabditida; Strongylidae.
AUGCUCACUCCCACAUUCCAUUAUAACAUUCUUCAAGAAUACCAUGAAAUAUUCGCACAGCAAGGCGAGAUCCUUGUUGAGCUCAUUGCUAAGGAAAAAGAAGAUUUCGACUUGUUCCCUUACGUAAAACGAUGCGCGCUUGAUAUCAUAUGUGGUAAGUCACGACUGGUUCUCAUGAGUUAAUU